Esox lucius (northern pike) is the source of this 646-nucleotide messenger RNA. RefSeq names its product nuclear protein 1. Gene Ontology annotation, biological process: regulation of transcription by RNA polymerase II; negative regulation of cell population proliferation; negative regulation of cell cycle. Gene Ontology annotation, cellular component: nucleus. The coding region runs from base 76 to 306 and encodes 76 amino acids. The transcript is spliced from 2 exons. Lineage: Eukaryota; Metazoa; Chordata; Actinopteri; Esociformes; Esocidae. The record is from RefSeq and is a predicted model, not a curated record.
UCAUCUGUUUACUUCAGCUUUUGCACCGCUGGUAGAUUUUGCAGGAGUUCUGUUGCAACAUUUCCCUCUAUCAAAAUGACGACAACUGACAUCGAAAUAUUUUCUUUUUUUGAACAAGCCCAUUACGACCAAUACGAUUAUUACAAUCUAUCAGAAUAUCCAUGUCACGCCGGUGGAAAGGGUAGAACCAAGAGGGAAAUCGAGCUGAACACCAACCGACAUAUUCCUGCCGGGCACGAGAGGAAAAUUGCGGAAAAAUAUCAUAAUAGUGAACUCAAACGCAGGAGAACCAAAAGUACAUCUUGAUUGACUUGUCAGAUAUGAACCCCAGCUGAAAACUUGAAAAUGUCCGUUUGCUUUCCUGGCCCUUCUGAUCCAGUGUUUGGAGUAGAUGGUGACUGGCCUGCUAUGCUGGUCGGCCUGAUAGAACACCUUGGCAUGUUGUUUCAAGAGUGGACUCCUACACACGUUGCACCCCUGUAACCAGACCUGACUGGCUUCCAGUUACAGCAGUGUGCAAUAAUAGUUAGUUUUAAAUGGUUGCAGACCCGUUUGGGAAUCUAAUGCUAUGAUAGUUGUUGUUUGGUUAAAAAUCCUAUAUUGUGAAUUAAAUUGAUUUCUUAAAUAAAAAUAUAUCUUAAUGAGA